Messenger RNA from Menidia menidia (Atlantic silverside), 3489 nucleotides. NCBI's taxonomy places the organism in Eukaryota, Metazoa, Chordata, Actinopteri, Atheriniformes, Atherinopsidae. The record is from the annotation of a GenBank genome assembly.
AUGCCGGUGAUGAAGGGUCUCCUCGCUCCUCAAAAUACCUUCUUGGACAGCAUUGCAACCCACUUUGAUGGCACUCACAGUAACUUUCUGUUGGGAAGUGCUCAGGGUUGCUAUGGCUACCCUACUGUCUACUGCUCUGAUGGCUUCUGUGAGCUGACUGGAUUUAUUCGGACUGAGGUGAUGCAGAAAACCUGCACCUGUAGAUUCCUUCACGGGGCUGAGACCAGUGACAGCGUCAUCCAGCGGGUGUUUAAAGCUCUGGAAGGCCAACAGGAGUACCAGGGGGAGGUCUGCUUUUAUAAGAAAAAUGGAAAACAGUUCUGGUGCCUUCUGGAUAUUGUCCCGAUUAAAAACGAGAAAGGUGAGGUUGUGCUGUUCCUGUUAUCCUUCAAAGAUGUCAGUGAAUCUUAUGGGAGAAACCCUCACUACCCCUCAGGAGAUGGUUUGUCAGAAGUCGCAAACGAAAGCGGAAAAAGCAACCAAUCGCACUUCUCCCAAAUUCAAGACAGGGGGAGGUCAAUCCUGAACUACCUGAACAAUCUGUUCACCAAAAGGGGCAAGAAGAAACUGACUGACAGUAUGUUCCAGAGACCUUCCCUGCCUGAGUACAAAGUGGCGGCCGUGAAGAAGUCGCGUUUCAUCCUGCUCCACUACAGCGUCUCCAAGGCCAUGUGGGACUGGCUGAUUCUGCUGGCUACCUUCUACGUAGCGGUCACUGUGCCUUUCAACGUGUGCUUUGUCAGCCACAGUGAGGGCAGUGAUGAGCACUCGCUGGUCAGUCGCAGCACCAUCGGCAGUGACAUCGCAGUAGAGAUGCUCUUCAUGCUCGAUAUUAUUCUUAAUUUCCGUACCACAUAUGUGAGUCAGUCAGGCCAGGUGGUUUAUGACGCCCGGUCGAUCUACCUACAUUACUGCGCCACCUGGUUCUUUGUGGAUCUUAUCGCAGCUUUGCCUUUUGAUCUACUCUACGCGUUCAACAUCACAGUGACCUCACUGGUGCACCUGCUGAAGACGGUGCGACUGCUCCGUUUGCUGCGCCUUUUGCAUAAACUUGACCGUUACUCCCAGUACAGCGCUGUGGUUCUCACUCUGCUCAUGCUGGUGUUUGCUCUGCUGGCUCACUGGAUGGCUUGCAUCUGGUACGUCAUUGGACGCAAGGAGAUAGAAAGCAGCGACCCCAUUACUUGGGAAAUUGGCUGGCUGCAAGAGUUGGGCAAACGUCUGGAAUCGCCGUACAUCAACAGCACCAUGGGGGGUCCGUCCAUGCCCAGCGCCUACGUUGCUUCUCUCUACUUCACUCUCAGCAGCCUGACCAGCGUCGGUUUUGGUAAUGUGUGCGCCAACACCGACGCAGAGAAGAUCUUCUCCAUCUGCAUCAUGCUCAUAGGUGCCCUGAUGCAUGCGGUAGUCUUUGGCAACGUCACCGCCAUCAUCCAGCGUAUGUACUCCCGGCGGUCACUCUACCACACCCGCAUGAAGGACCUCAAAGACUUCAUCCGUGUGCAUCGCCUCCCUCAGCAGCUCAAGCAGAGAAUGCUGGAGAAUUUUCAGGCCACCUGGUCUGUCAACAAUGGCAUCAAUGCCAAUGAACUGCUGCACGACUUUCCGGAUGAGCUGCGGGCAGACAUUGCCAUGCAUCUGAACAAAGAUAUCCUGCAGCUGCCUGUGUUUGAAACAUCGAGCAGAGGGUGUCUGCGUUCCCUCUCGCUGCACAUAAAGACAUCGUUUUGCGCACCUGGGGAAUACCUUAUCCGCCAAGGAGAUGCCCUACAAGCUAAUUAUUUUGUAUGUUCGGGUUCCCUGGAGGUUCUGAAAGAUGGUAUGGUCCUUGCUAUUCUAGGCAAAGGGGAUCUCAUUGGGGCCGAUCUACCAGAACAUGACCAGGUGAUCAAGACAAAUGCAGACGUGAAGGCACUCACCUACUGUGACUUGCAGUACAUCAGCGUCAAGGCACUGAGAGAGGUUCUUGGGCUAUACCCAGAGUAUGGAAGCAGGUUCAGCUCUGACAUCCAUCACAACCUCACCUACAACUUGAGGGAAGGCAGCGAGGCUGAUAGUCAUGUCUCUGGAGACCACAACCUUCCCUACAUCAUUGAAACAAACGAUGCUGAAAACAUGGACAACAUAAAAUACUCCCAGGAGAGAGGAGGGCCUCUGAUUCAAGGUUCAGGCAGCCCCUUCCAUCAGCCCCGCCUCAGGACCUUAGGAGAGGGGGUUCAGCACACCAAGGCUGUCCACCUCUGUCGAUCACCUACUCAGGGAGGUAGAGGGAGCAGCCCCUGUUCUCAGCCUUUCAUCAAUGAAGACUUCAACCCUUCUCCUUUGCUUAAUCUAAGUGACGACCCAGACUUUAACCAUCUGCCAGCCAAAUUGCUCAUUCCAUCUUUGCCUUGUGUUAGCCCUCUAACCCUGAGUCCCAGGGUCGUGGAUGGAAUUGAAGACAAUGGUCACACUUUUCAAUUCAAUGUAGAACAAUGCGAAAGGAGGACUAAUAUCCCAGACCACACACAGUUGAACGCUAAUCUACUUUUUGAGACAGAGGAAGUAAGACAAAAUGUCAGCAAACUGAACAAAGAGGUGACAGGUUUGAAUGAAGAGGUGUCCAACCUGGCUAAGGAGCUCCACGAAUUUAUGCACUUCUUGGACUCUCACAUGACCAUGCUCCACCUUACCAAUCCUGAUGUGAGACAUUCUUACUGCUGGCACCCAAAUGUCCAGUUAAAUCCUUCAGCUGAAUUGCACCUCCAUCAUGAAAGCAUUAGUCACCCUGCAAGAAAUGCAUGGAGCUUCACUGGAGCACCUGCGUCCAGCACAAAUCCUACCUUGCUGCACUCUUCAAGCUCUGGGUCAACGCACAUGUGCUGCUCUGACAAAGAGGAAAACACGCCUCAUAGGUUACAAAGCCAGUACGGCUCCUUUCAAACUCCAAGAGCAACUCCAAGUUCCCCUUACAUCUCCCACCCUCACACUCAGGCAGGGCCAUCCCUCCUGAGCAUUAGUUCAGCCUUUGGGAGCUACCCGGUUAUUUGUCAAGCCCCUCAGGUGGUCUAUAAUGCACCCAUACCCACAAAACACAGUUCUCCUUCCCCAUGCUCCACGGUAAGUUGUGCUCACUGUCAUCAAACAUUCGGUUUUCAAAACCCUUUUGAUGUCACACUAAACCGGAGCAGGUCCCAGACCCCUGUACAUUCCACCACCACCCCCACUGGCCAGUCACAGUGUCACACAGCCAUCAGUUCACUGGUAUCUUCAGAAACCGCCGAUCCGAUGUACACAGGCCACUAUCAGGAUGAACAAAGCUUCACCGGUGGCCUCGAACAAAAUGACCACACAGGAUCCAUUCCGGACGCACCUGAUUCUGAAUUAUUUCUGCUGGAGCGGGUAUCGAACAGAAAAUGUGAAGGUUCGCAUCACAACAAGAGAACAGACCAAACUGACUCACAUGUUCCAAGGGACAGUAAUCUAGAGAUGGAGGAAAAUCUAUGCUGA